AAAUGUAAACAUGCACCUGCUUGGUAUGUAAGCCUAGCUGCUGCUCUUCUGAUGGUUAAUUAAUAACAAAUAACGUUAUUAGUAAGAGUUAUUAGGUAGCGAACAUAGAUUGACGAACUGUACAGGACAUGGAAAUGCGCUUUUAUGCGUUACAAUGAAGUCUUGUUUUUCGUCGUAGGCCUAUAUCUACAGGAUGAGGCGCGUAUUAUCUUCCACUGAUGGCAGAAUGAACCCGAUUACGUGAACGUAUUUCCUCAAUCCAUCAUGUUGUUUCCCCAUCGGUUGUUUGUUUUUCGAUUCGACUGAAAGAUAACCGACGUUGACAUGUAGGUGCACCACAAUGUUGCUGCAGCCGUUCGUACGAUUCGUUGGGGAUUAAUCGGAACAUCCAGAAGUACUCCGGUCAUACACUGACGUUACUGCAGUGUAGCUGCAGUUCCGUUAGCCAAUUGGUGCUGGAGAAAGGACAUCACAGGACCAUCUCGCCGGGAUGGGGCUUCUAGAAUGUCGCGACUGCUAGCCCACAUGCACAUGGAACGCGGAACCGGAAUUCUCCCCAACGGAUGGGAAUCAUAGCGAUGUGCUAGCCGCGAUUGUUCCAUCAGCAAGGUGUGAAUGGCGACGGCGUCUAGCAUGCUAGCGGCUAAGCGUCUGAACACGCUGCUAGGCUAGCACACAGCCCUGCCACUGGAGCCUUCUACCUAACGCAAACACACACACAAACACACACACACACGUGCGUGCGCACACACACACACACACGCAAGCGCAGCCAUGCUGGUGAAGGAGUACCGCAUCCCCAUGCCCAUGAGCGUGGACGAGUAUCGCAUCGCCCAGCUGUACAUGAUCCAGAAGAAGAGCCGGGAGGAGAGCUGUGGGGAGGGCAGUGGGGUGGAGAUCCUGGAGAACAAGCCGUAUGAGGACGGGCCGGGGGGCACGGGCCAGUACACCCACAAGGUGUACCACAUCGGCAAGCACAUCCCCUCCUGGUUCUGCUCCAUCCUGCCCCAGGCCGCCCUGCGCGUGGAGGAGGAGUCCUGGAACGCCUACCCCUACACACGCACCCGGUACACCUGUCCCUUCGUAGAGAAGUUCUCCAUCGACAUCGAGACGCACUACAAACCAGACACCGGGAACACAGGCGAUGUCUUCAACCUGUCCUCGGCCGAGAAGAGACAAAGGACCGUGGACCCCAUAGACAUCGUCAAGGACUACGUCCCCCCACACGAGUACCUGGUGGAGGAGGACCCCAAGCUGUACCAGUCGGUGAAGACCCGGCGGGGCCCGCUGUCCGACGAAUGGAUCGAGGAGAUCAACCAGAACCCGGGCCAGAACCCGGUCAUGUGCGCCUACAAGCUGUGCAAGGUGGAGUUCAGAUACUGGGGCAUGCAGUCCAAGAUAGAGCGCUUCAUCCACGACGUCGGGCUGCGUAAGGUGAUGGUGCGGGCCCACCGGCAGGCCUGGUGCUGGCAGGACGAGUGGUACGGCCUGACCAUCGAGGACAUCCGCCAGCUGGAGCUGGAGACCCAGCUGGCCCUGGCCCGCAAGAUGGCCCAGUACAGCCAGGGGGAGGAGGCCUCGGGGGCCGGGGGGCCCGCGGCCGAGGCCAACGGCUCCUCCUCCACCUCCUCCUCCUCCUCGCACCACCACCGCCACAACCACCACCACCACCAGGAGGGGGGCCAGGAGGGCCCGGAGCAGGGGGGGGGCGGGGAGGCGGCGGCGGCGGGGGUGGCCGAGGGGGCGGAGGGGCAGGGGGGGGAAGAGGGGGAGGCCAGGGGGGAGCUGACCAAGCAGUGGUCCACCUCGUCCCGGUCCUCCAACCGGUCCUCCAAGAGAGGAGGUAGCCCCUCCCACCAGAGCAUCUCUGAGUGGCGGAUGCAGAGCAUCGCCCGGGACUCUGACGACAGCACGGACGAGGACGAGUUCUUUGACGCACACGAAGACUUCUCAGACAACGACGAGAUGUUCGCCAAGCAGAUCAGCAAGUGGAACUCCAACGACCUCAUGGACAAGAUGGAGGCCAGCGAAGCACAGGAAACUUUGUAUCAGGAAUCUGGUGGGGAGUACACAGUCAUGAGCAACGAGGACUCACAGAUGGAGGAUGGAUGUUCCCAGCAGUGUCGGCAGCCUUCCAAGACUCAUGUCCUCAUUCUCGUUCUGCAUGGAGGAAACAUUUUGGACUCCGGCUCUGGCGAUCCGAACAGCAAGCAGGGGGACGUGAACACGCUGGGCGGGGCCUUUGAGACGGUGAUGAGGGUCCACUACCCCUCGGCCCUGGGUCACAUCGCCAUCCGGGUGGUCCCCUGUCCCGCCGUCUGCUCCGAGGCCUUCUCCCUGGUCUCCAAUCUGAGUCCGUACAGCUACGAUGAGGGGUGUCUGUCCAACAGCCAGGACCACAUCCCCCUGGCCGCACUCCCCCUCCUAGCCACCUCCGCUCCUCAGUACCAGGACGCCGUGGCAACCGUCAUCAUCAGAGCCAAUCAGGUGUACGCCGACUUCAUGAAGUCUGUGGAGGGGGCGUCGUUCUCCGGCCAGGUGUGUGUGAUCGGGGACUGCGUCGGGGGGAUCCUGGGCUUUGAUGCUCUCUGCAGCAGUUCUCUGAGCGUCUGUGAGAGCCAGAACUCCAGCCGGAGGGGCAGUGCCAUCAGCGUCCAGGACACAGACCUCCUGUCUCCGGGGAUAGUGAUAAACAGUGGCUCCUCCUCCCCCUCCCUGGAGGGGAGCCGUCACCUGAGCCGCAGCAACAUCGACAUCCCCCGCAGCCUGGGGGCGGACGACCCCAAGAGACAGCUGCCCCGCAAGCGCAGCGACUCGUCCACCUACGAGCUGGACACCAUCAAACAGCACCAGGCCUUCCUGUCCAGCCUGCACUCCAGCGUGCUGCACGGGGAGGCGGGCUCGCGGCGCUCCAGUAACAGCACCAUGCUGGAGGGCGGGACUCUGGGCCGCUUCGACUUCGAGGUCACGGACUUCUUCAUGUUCGGCUCCCCGCUCGGCCUGGUGCUGGCCCUCAGGAAGACCGUGGUGCCCUCCCUGGACGUGUCGGCGCUGCGGCCGGCCUGCCAGCAGGUGUACAACCUGUUCCACCCGGCGGACCCCUCGGCCUCGCGCCUGGAGCCCCUGCUGGGGAAACGCUUCCACCUGCUGCCCCCCUUCUCCGUCCCCCGCUACCAGCGCUUCCCCCUGGGGGACGGGCACUCCGCCCUGCUGGUGGAGACCAUGCAGUGUAACCCCCACCUGCUGGUGGAGCCCGGCGGGGGAGGGGGCCUCCGCUACCCAGAAGGCACCGUCACAGAGACCUCCAUCCCAGUACCGGUGCUCAACUGGCAGGCGGCGCAGCCCACCGUGGACGCCGACGCCCUUGUCCACUCCCACUGCGGCGGUCUGCUGGUGGACGGCCUGUACCCCACGUCGCCCCUGGCCGGAGCCCCCCACCUCCGGGGCCACCGGCGGGCCAGCGAGGCCAGCCUGGCUAGCCAGGUGUCGGGCAUGGCCGACUCCUACACCGCCUCCAACAUCGCCACCACACCCACACUGGAAGUCAGCCGCAGUCCCAGUAAGCGACUGGGCCUGCUGUCCCAACUGGCCCUGCCCUACCACAAACUGCUCUCUCGGACCCCCUCGCUCCGCUCGCCCAAGAGGGUCCGACCCCGCGGGGCGGAGUCCGACCCAGUGACCCCUGACCUUGCCGACGUCACCUGGCCCGUCACAGAAGUGCUGCUAGGCUCCUCCCCCCCGUCGCCGCGGGCGAUGCGUUGUAUAGAGCAAGUCGCAUCCCACUGGUGGGGCUCCAAGAGGAUGGACUUUGCUCUCUACUGUCCCGACGCGCUGACUGCAUUCCCCACUGUGGCGCUGCCUCACCUCUUCCACGCCUCCUACUGGGAGUCCACCGACGUGGUGGCCUUCAUCCUGCGACAGGUGAUGAGGCAUGAGAACGCCAGCAUUCUGGAGCUGGACGGAAAAGAGGUGUCAGAGUUCACACCCUCUAAACCCCGGGAGAAGUGGAUUCGCAAGAGGACCCAGGUCAAAAUUAGGAAUGUCACGGCCAACCAUCGCGUGUGUGACGCAGUGUUCUCUGAGGACGCCCCCCAGCUGGUGACCGGUCGCUUCAUGUACGGCCCUCUGGAUAUGGUCACCCUCACUGGGGAGAAGAUUGACAUCCACAUCAUGACCCAGCCCCCCUCUGGGGAGUGGGUGUUCUUCGACACGCAGCUGACCAGCAGUAGCGGCAGGAUCUCCUACACCAUCCCCGACAGCAAGAGGCUCAGCACCGGGGUCUACCCCGUCAAGAUGGUGGCCCGGGGGGACCAUACGUCGGCAGACAGCUACCUGACGGUGCUGCCCCAGGGGACAGAGUUCGUGGUGUUCAGCAUCGACGGCUCCUUCGCCGCCAGCGUGUCCAUCAUGGGCAGCGACCCCAAGGUGCGCGCCGGGGCUGUGGACGUGGUGAGGCACUGGCAGGACCUGGGCUACCUGAUCGUGUACGUGACGGGGCGUCCCGACAUGCAGAAGCAGAGGGUGGUGGCGUGGCUGUCCCAGCACAACUUCCCCCACGGCAUCGUGUCCUUCUGCGAGGGGCUGGUCCACGACCCGCUGCGCCACAAGGGCAACUUCCUCAAGUCCCUCAUCUGUGAGGCCCAUAUGAAGAUCUUUGCGGCGUACGGCUCCACCAAAGACAUCUCGGUGUACUCCUCUAUCGGCCUCUCUCCAUCACAUAUCUACAUCGUUGGACGAGCCACCAAGAAGAUGCUCAGCCAGUGUCAGUUCAUCCCGGACGGCUACGCCAGCCACCUGGCCCAGCUGGAGUACAACCAGCGGUCGCGGCCCGCCAAGUCCGCCAGCGCCCGCAUGGUCCUCCGCAAGGGCAGCUUCGGCCUGGGCGCGGCCGGCGGCGACUUCCUCCGCAAGCGCAACCACGUGUUCCGCACGCUCUCCUCCCAGCCCGGGGGGGGGGCGGCGGCGGGCGGGGCCGGGGGAGGCGGCGGCGGCGGCGGCGGCGGCGCCGCCUCCUCCGGUCCCGUCGCCGCGACGAUCGGCGCCACGCUGGGGCGGACGGAGCGCACGCAGAGCCAGUGCGAGAUGGACCGCGGCACGCCGUCGGCGGUGGCCAGCACGGCCCAGCGCAGCAUGAGCAUCGCGGCGGGCUGCUGGGGCCGCAGCGGGAGCACCAGGGAGGGCAGCAGCGGACUGCUCAGCCCCAAGUGAGGGCCUCCGGACUGGGGGGGGGGGGGGGGGGGGGGG
This is a messenger RNA of Gadus morhua (Atlantic cod), 5244 nucleotides long. RefSeq names its product phosphatidylinositol transfer protein, membrane-associated 2 (gene pitpnm2). Lineage: Eukaryota; Metazoa; Chordata; Actinopteri; Gadiformes; Gadidae. The transcript has 28 exons. Gene Ontology annotation, cellular component: cytoplasm. Gene Ontology annotation, molecular function: phosphatidylcholine intramembrane carrier activity; phosphatidylcholine binding; phosphatidylinositol binding. The coding region runs from base 775 to 5208 and encodes 1477 amino acids. The record is from RefSeq and is a predicted model, not a curated record. Gene Ontology annotation, biological process: phospholipid transport.